Messenger RNA from Gamsiella multidivaricata, 1827 nucleotides. RefSeq names its product CrcB-like protein-domain-containing protein. Gene Ontology annotation, molecular function: fluoride transmembrane transporter activity. Gene Ontology annotation, cellular component: membrane. The coding region runs from base 32 to 1552 and encodes 506 amino acids. Gene Ontology annotation, biological process: fluoride transmembrane transport. The transcript has 3 exons. NCBI's taxonomy places the organism in Eukaryota, Fungi, Mortierellomycota, Mortierellomycetes, Mortierellales, Mortierellaceae. The record is from RefSeq and is a predicted model, not a curated record.
GUCCGGGCUUAUUUUUCCAUCCCUUGCCAACAUGAGCGAAGACAGCAGAAGUGCAACCUACAUAGACAUGACCCAGCGCCAAAAUCCCAUGGAGCAGAAGGAGCAUGUGUCUCAUUCAGGAUCUCAACGCUCACGGCAACAGUCAGAUGAGUCAUGGGAUUCAAAAUCAGCGUCCACGGCUUCACUACAGAUUGAAGAAGGUGCGGAGAUGCCGCCAACAGACACAGAGAGUUUGGAGAGAAACCGUGCGUCUUAUUCAGGAUCUCAGCGUUUGCAACAACAGCUGAAUAACCGAUGGAAAUCAGAGUCAGUGUCCUCGUCCUCGCUGCAAAUUGAAGAAGGUGCAGAGCUGCCGGCAACGGAUGCAGAGAGUGAGACAGAAUCAGAUACGCACAAACCGGCUGCUGCAGCACGAGAGCUGCCUAAAAGGGCGCCGAUUCUCCUGCCUUCAUUGAUUGUUCCGUUUUCAAUCCUGGGACUUUUGAUCCGCUUGGGGUUGGUAUCGAUCGAGACGUUUUCGGGACAGCAGGUCUUUGCGCUAGCAUGGCCGCAGUUCAUUGGAUGUGUGCUUAUGGGUUUGUUUGUUACGACCAGGGCGUGGAUCGAGGAAGGCUUUGUCAAGGAUAGGAGCAGAAGGAAAGGGCAUUGGAUUGGAGCGUUUAUCUAUGUAGCACUAUCGUCAGGACUGUGCGGAUCGAUUACGACCUUCUCAUCGUGGAGCUUGGGGGUCUUUGUAGAGCUAAUCAACCCGUCCAAGAUCCAGCGCCAUGUGCUACAAAAUAUUUUAUCAGGCAUUUCAGAGUUAAUUGUCACCUUGGCUGUAUCGAUGUCAGGAUUGCAAAUGGGAGCACAUCUUGGACAGGCUGUUCUUCAACACAUCCGUACAGAAGCACCACCUGCUGCAUCUGUACCAUCUACUACAACACCAUCACAGGAUACCCAGGCAACCGCAACAAAGGAUGAAGCUCAACUCAAACGAGCACCAACCCAAACGUUGGACCCAAUUCGCCCGCUCCCACCCACUCACUGGACAGUCCUUGAUGCUGUUAUCGUAUCGUCAGCUAUUAUUAUCUGGAUCGGCAUGAUUCUGGCUGCCAUCUUUACACCAGAGGGCUCUCAGUCAUCAUGGCGGCACGUAGUCCUGGCGAUAUGUUUUGCGCCACCGGGAGCCAUUUUGAGAUGGUAUCUCUCACGGCUCAACCCACGAAUGAAGAAGUUCCCUCUGGGUACAUUCGCAGCGAAUAUAGGAGGGUCGAUGUUCUUAGCAGUGAUUGUUUGUUUGCAACAUAGUCCAGUCGCUGGAGGCAAGAGUGCACUGGCCUGCCAAGUGCUGAGCGGACUGCAGGAUGGGUUCUGUGGCUGCUUGACUACAAUUUCAACAUUCGUAUUGGAGCUAAAGACUUUACCACGGAGGUCAUCGUAUAUCUAUGGACUCGUCUCGAUCGUAGCGGCUCAACUGGGCAUGUUUGUCGUUUUGGGCUCAUUUGUGUGGACACGGAGGUCAACAGUUGAGGACGACAACGUCUAUCAGCAUGACAUGUGUUCCAUGUGAGAGUCCCUAUCGCCUUUAUUGUACUCUUAACCCGGCAUCUUAGAAAUAACUCCACUAUAUAAUAAAGCAAGCAAGGUAUAAGCCACCAUAAUUAGGCGGCAACUCUACAUUUUUUCACGUAGAGGAUGCUCUACCAUGUCGCGUAGACCUCUCUCCCUCAUGCCCGAGGGCCAGGAAAAUAAAAAAUAAAGAAUAUUUCUUCUCUGUCUUUCUCUCUCAUCCACUCUCUCUCUCUUUGUCUGUCUCUAUCACCGCUGCCUGCCGCCAUCCUACUU